AUGCGUGACUCAGUCACUGCUUUCUAGCACUUGAUCAACUUUCACAUGUAGCCAUAAACAACGCUCUCCUGGUUGAGUCAGAAGAAAUGACAACUAUUUUUUACACCGAACCUGAAUUGGUGCUUAGCCAUGGACGUAAAGUGCUGUUCAUCAAUCCGAAUGACUUGCAAAUCUUUAAAGACAUCGAGGUGCCAGCUGACCUAACCACAUGUGGAUUUAAAAUUGAAGCAACGGACGAGGGCGAGCCGAAAGCGACUUGUGGAUCCAAUUUAGAGGUGUCAAUAUUAAAUGUGUGUUAUUCACCAGAUAGACAGCUGAUAGCACUAACUACUGUCGGGCAAAAGGCUUUGCUACUCUACAAAAGCCGGCCGGAGCAUGCAUUGUUACUUUCUGUGCGUGCUUUGGCUCGUGCCUCGAGUGCUUUGGCAUUUGCUCCUGACUCCAGUUCCGUUCUUGUGACAGACAAGACUGGGGAUUGCUAUCAAUACGAUUGCGUGGAGGUGGAGGCACCGCCCAAACUGCUGCUUGGCCAUCUGAGCAUUGUUUACGAUAUAGUAUGGACACCGGAUCUGAAGCAUAUCAUCACCUGCGAUCGGGAUGACAAGAUUCGGGUGACAAACUAUCCGGCUACCCAUGAUAUACACAGCUAUUGUCUGGGCCACAAAGAGUUUGUAUCCGGGCUGGCAUUGCUGCCAGGCAACGAAGGUCUCCUAAUAUCGAUUUCAGGUGAUAAAACAUUGCGCUUGUGGAACUAUCUGACGGGCAAGGAGGUACUGCAGCAACAGUUGCCUGCUCCAGCUGUGCGGCUUCAGAUGCGUGAGCUUAUCCAAUCCAAGCGUUAUCUACUAGCCGUGCUAUUCUACGACCAUGUAGAAGCCAUUGGCCUCUACGAAUUGGAGCUGAAAGAGGCUGCCUGGUCGAUUGCCAAGGAGUCUUUGGUGCGCGCAGAGGCGGGUAGCUGGAGCAUAAGCAACUUUGCUUUGACCAGCGAUCGGAUCUAUGUGGCUGGUGCUGUAAACGAACGCCUAACGCUACGCGUGUACAACAGCGCCGAUGGAAAACAGGCGGAGUCCGUGCCAGCGGGUUGGCUGGACAUGGUCAUGGAAAACUUUGCGGAACAAACGUGCGUGCCAGAAGACCUGUCCGCGUGGUUCAAGAAGCGAUAUGACAACAUUAGCGAAUAUAUGGAACGUAAAAAGCGACGUAUCGAGGAUCAACAACAACAACAUCAGAAAUGAGACUCUCAGGAGGACGAGGAGCAGCAGCACCAGAAGAAGAAAUGAAAGGUGCAACAGCAUCAACACCGAUAACAACAGCUGAAAUAAGACCUACAGGAGCAGCUGCAGCAACAGCAGUAGCUCAUCUAAUCUUAGUAGAAAUUCUUCAAUUAAAUCUUCUGCAGACAAUUAAGAGAUGAGAAAUAUAUGUAUAUUGUAUGUAUACAAUAUAUUACAAUUGCAAAUAUUGUAAGCAAGGAUGUCGAUCUUUACAAGGGCGGGCUGCAUUUUGAGUGUAUGUAAUCGUGGUACUGCUGAUAGCUAAAUAUGAUUCAAAAUUGUAUAAUAAACUCAACAGUUAAGAAGAUUUAA
Drosophila mojavensis is the source of this 1589-nucleotide messenger RNA. RefSeq names its product tRNA (guanine-N(7)-)-methyltransferase non-catalytic subunit wuho (gene wuho). Bases 87 to 1238 code for a protein of 383 amino acids. Gene Ontology annotation, biological process: RNA (guanine-N7)-methylation. NCBI's taxonomy places the organism in Eukaryota, Metazoa, Arthropoda, Insecta, Diptera, Drosophilidae. Gene Ontology annotation, cellular component: tRNA methyltransferase complex; nucleus; cytosol. The record is from RefSeq and is a predicted model, not a curated record. Gene Ontology annotation, molecular function: protein binding; tRNA (guanine(46)-N7)-methyltransferase activity. The transcript has a single exon.